AUGAUGGAUUUGCCGCGAUAUUUGCAUGUAAGUUCUUGGUUCUCACUCAAAAUUUCGGCAAUGGUCUCGGCUUUAACUCUGACAGUGUUGGCAAUAGAAAGGUAUCACGCGAUACUGAAACCCUUCAGAAGAGAUUUAUUGUUGAAUAAUGGCAAUAUUAAGCGCGCCAUCGCUUUUGUCUGGGUCUUAAGCAUCGUGUUUACUUUACCAGAAUUUUUUCUUACAGGAAUGGAGUCAAAAAGAGUCUGCGUGUAGCGGUCCAUGGAGUCUGAAUGCGAAUCAAGCAAGCAGAGUUUAUUUGUAUUUUUACUCCGUUGUCUCUACCUAUGUUCCUCUCGGAGUGUUUUUGUUCGGUUACGGGUCUUUGAUCAAAGGAUUAUACUUCUCCAAUACAAUCUGUGCCACCGAUUCAGAUCAAGACAGAGAUGACAAAAAGAAACUUGUUGUUACAAUCAUCAUGGCUACUGUAGGGUUUGUUGUUGGUUAUGGAACGCCUGUUGUAUUUUACUGUGUUAUNUUUUAGCAAACCUUGCUGUUAGCGAUGUUAUUACCAUCUUUAUCUAUCCACUAUACGUGUCUUCCUAUUUGUACGGAUAUCUAAAUGAUGGAUUUGCCGCGAUAUUUGCAUGUAAGUUCUUGGUUCUCACUCAAAAUUUCGGCAAUGGUCUCGGCUUUAACUCUGACAGUGUUGGCAAUAGAAAGGUAUCACGCGAUACUGAAACCCUUCAGAAGAGAUUUAUUGUUGAAUAAUGGCAAUAUUAAGCGCGCCAUCGCUUUUGUCUGGGUCUUAAGCAUCGUGUUUACUUUACCAGAAUUUUUUCUUACAGGAAUGGAGUCAAAAAGAGUCUGCGUGUAGCGGUCCAUGGAGUCUGAAUGCGAAUCAAGCAAGCAGAGUUUAUUUGUAUUUUUACUCCGUUGUCUCUACCUAUGUUCCUCUCGGAGUGUUUUUGUUCGGUUACGGGUCUUUGAUCAAAGGAUUAUACUUCUCCAAUACAAUCUGUGCCACCGAUUCAGAUCAAGACAGAGAUGACAAAAAGAAACUUGUUGUUACAAUCAUCAUGGCUACUGUAGGGUUUGUUGUUGGUUAUGGAACGCCUGUUGUAUUUUACUGUGUUAUGACAUUCCACAAUGGUGAACGGUUCAAGUCUAACUUACAUUACCAACUAUUGAGUGUGUUCUCCUUCGUGUUUAUCUGCAGUUUAAGUUUUUUUAUGCGCUUUUCGAAGUAG
Molecule: messenger RNA, 1229 nt
Organism: Porites evermanni
Lineage: Eukaryota; Metazoa; Cnidaria; Anthozoa; Scleractinia; Poritidae
Source: the annotation of a GenBank genome assembly